AUGAUGCGGCGUGUGGUUAUUAUGGGGCUUGUGGGCCGUGCGGCAUUUUGCCGAAGUGGUAUGAAUAGCUUUCGUUUUAUGGCAAGUGACAUUAAUGCUUCAUGUAUCAUCAAUACCGUGAAAGAAGGCGGCAUGUUUGAUGAGGCUUCCAUACGGAAGGCGGUGCAGCUUUUCACAGGUGGUCUCAGUGACAGUUCCUACGGCCUUUGUUACACGGAGGAUGAGGUGACGAAUCAUGUCAAGGGAUUUCUCUGCGCCAAGGCAAAGAGUACGAUGGGAGACCCCUUUGAGUACGUCCAUGAAAGCGAUGACUGUGCCUUUUAUAUCUGCCUAAAGGAUCAUGAGAGCCAACUUCGUGCUGUUCGGCGCCUUUCACGAUUUGUGAGUCGUGUGAGAGAAGCGAAUGAGUGCAUUUCCAUGCGGGGGUACACCACCGAUGACGGCACCACCUCCGUCUACACCGCCAAGUGGCAGCCAUUUGUCAACCCACAGCCGAAGCUAGGGGAGACGGAUAUUAAACAACUUGCAAGUCAUGUAUUUCUUGAGCAACGUUCACCGGAGCUGCAAAAUCGUUACCAGGAACUUCUUACCCGCUUUAAAGGUUCUGUUGGACCCGUCUUUACGUUAGUUGACGGGAAAGAUGGUGAAACAUGCUUCUCUAUGGCUAUUGCUGCCGAUCGUAACUACUACCUGGCAUCGCUCAUGGCGAUCAUACGCGAAAUUCCAGGAGCGGUGGUACUUCGCAGUUUUUCCGAGACCUUUUCGAAUGGCGUUCAUAUUUACACGCUUUACAUUGAUGGGGCUACUGGCACGCAGCUGCAGGAUCGUGUUUCCAUGGUGUGUCUGCUCCCUAAUCGUCCUCCAAACUCCAUCACUCGACUACACGAAGAUCUGAUCUUCAAUGUGGAACAAACCGUCUUUACGGAUGCCGCUAUUGUGUUUGCCUUUUACUUUACACCGAACCCCACUUCAGACGACUACCAUCAUCUUCGCGCGCUUCUUUUAAAGGAGCCAAAUGGGGUAAAUCGCCUCAAUUCUUUACGUACCUCAUUAAGUCUUGAGAUGAUGUCUGAGCGAUACAUUGGCACCCUCAUCAGCCUCUAUCCGGAGUACAUGAUUGAUAUCUACGAAGACUUCCGUCGUGGGAGCA
This is a messenger RNA of Trypanosoma cruzi, 1150 nucleotides long. Its product is annotated as glutamate dehydrogenase, putative. The annotation marks the transcript as partial. The record is from RefSeq and is a predicted model, not a curated record. Lineage: Eukaryota; Euglenozoa; Kinetoplastea; Trypanosomatida; Trypanosomatidae. The transcript has a single exon.